Molecule: messenger RNA, 462 nt
Organism: Nannospalax galili (Upper Galilee mountains blind mole rat)
Lineage: Eukaryota; Metazoa; Chordata; Mammalia; Rodentia; Spalacidae
Product: janus kinase and microtubule-interacting protein 2-like
Exons: 6
Coding region: 1-462 (153 amino acids)
Molecular function (GO): kinase binding; microtubule binding; GABA receptor binding
Source: RefSeq, a predicted model, not a curated record
AUGAACGUUGGAAAUCUUUUCCAGGAUGUGAAUAUUUCUGAACUUAUGAAGAAGUUAGAUAUCCUUGGCGAUAAUGGGAAUUUGAGGAAUGAAGAACAGGUUGCAAUAAUCCAAGCUGGAACUGUGCUUGCCCUGUGUGAAAAGUGGCUGCAGCACAUAGAAGGCACGGAGGCCGCCCUCACGCAGAAGAUGAUCGACCUGGAGAAGGAAAAGGACCUGUUCAGCCGGCAGAAGGGCUACCUGGAGCAGGAGCUGGACUACAGGAAGCAAGCCCUUGACCAGGCCUACCUGAGAAUCCGGGAGUUGGAGGACAAGUUGGAGUUGCAAAAACGCCACCUAAAGGAGCUGGAGGAGAAGUGCUCACAGCGAGAUGCCAGGGCCCUUAGAGAAUGUGGCCCUAAGGCCCCAUCUGAGUGCCACGGGCCAGCCACACCCAGCUACUCCAUCCCUAUAUGGCUGUAA